CACAUUUAACAUUAAAAUAUUCGUUAAAACUAUGACUUUGAAUAUUGAUCAAGAGAUUGUGAGUUAAGUAGCCAUACGAUAUGUUAAUGUAUUUGAAGCUAAUCUUCUCUGAACUCUGCUUGUUCUGGAUAUCACUGGUAUAUUUGACACUAGUCCUCCAUCCUCUGACAUUCUGCUCAGCCACUGAUGCUGAUGCAGAGAUAUACAUGAACUUCAUGAAGAAACACUGUUGCUAUGAUGCCAUGCCAACAAGUUGUAAACUAGUCGUAUUUGACACCACACUUCAGGUGAAGAAGGCAUUCUUUGCUUUAGUGGCCAAUGGCUUAAGGGCUGCCCCCCUAUGGGACAACAAGUUGCAAAGAUUUGUGGGUAUGCUCACCAUCACAGAUUUUAUCAACAUUCUUCACUGCUACUACAAAUCUCCCUUGGUUCAGAUCUACGAGCUGGAGGAACACAAGAUUGAGACUUGGAGAGGUGAUUCAUCUCAAAACGUUUAUCUUCAGUGCUGUAACCGCUGUCUGAUCAGUAUCACACCUGAUGCCAGUCUCUUCGACGCCAUCUACUCUCUGCUGAAGCACAAGAUCCACCGACUACCUGUCAUUGACCCUAAGUCAGGAAAUGUGCUACACAUUCUGACACACAAGCGCAUCCUCAAAUUCCUUCACAUAUUUGGAGACAAGAUACCAAAGCCUGGGUUCUUGCAGAAAACCAUAGAUGAAGUUGGCAUCGGGACUUUCAAAGAGAUAGCCACUGUGCAAGAGACCGCCACGCUUUACGACGCCUUGUCUGUGUUCGUGGAUCGGAGGGUGUCUGCCCUGCCAGUUGUUGACAGCAAAGGAAAGGUGGUGGCUCUCUACUCCAGGUUUGAUGUGAUUAAUCUUGCAGCACAGAAGACUUACAGCAAUCUCAACAUGACCAUGCGGGAGGCUGUGCGGAGGCGGACUUGUUUUGUAGAGGGGGUCAUGAAGUGCUAUGGCCAUGAGACCCUUGAGACGAUCAUCGACAGAAUUGUUAGAGCAGAGGUUCAUCGGCUGGUUCUGGUGGACAGGGAAGAUGUGGUGAGGGGCAUAAUCUCUCUCUCUGACCUGCUUCAGGCCAUGGUCUUAACCCCAGCAGGUAUUGAUGCUCUUUGCUCGUAACCUCUGGUUGGAAUUACUCGCCUUUCAACCUCCACCUAACUGCCCCUCCCCUACCCCAGGUAGGCUCCCCCACCCUGUAGUACCACCUUCUUUUCCCUUCCUAGGUCUGUUUCCAGUCAGAACAUGGGAGUCCAGGUGUUUUCCAUUUGCAACUUUUUUCUUACAUUUGCAACCUUUGUUUGUCUUUGCAUUUUGUUUGCAGGUAACUAUUGUGUGUAUGCAAAUGUAUGUUGGUUCUCUUGGCAGUUCAAGUUCACUUUUACAACUAUUUAAUUGAAGAGGAUUUACACUGGAAGAGUUGUACAGAGUUGCAAAUCAGCAGUAUCACACACAGUUUAGUAUAUUGAAGAGCAUUAUUGCUAAACAAACAACAAAAAUAUUCUAGGCUUUUCCCAGGUUCUGACUUGUAUGGGAUCCGUUGUGUACUCAACUGGUUGGUUCAGGUGCAGGGAUAAAGACAUCUUUAUGUUGCAUGCAUGGCAGAAACUCAAACAGCAAGAACACAGUAGAAUUAAAUUUACAAGGCUCACUGACCUACAAAGUCUGCCAAGUCUCCCACAGCCAUUUUCCCCAACGGACAAAAAGUAAACACACUUACAUUGGCCAUGCUGUUUUUCCUCAAAUGUCAUCCAACCUUUUUUGUUUACCCAUUUAAUGAAGCGGGACUUUCCAGUAAAGGUUGUUGUAUGAUUAGAAGCGGGUGGGAAAUCUCCUAGGCUUGUCUUGUAGCAUGUUUAACAUCUCAAAUGACUGUAACAUUGAUGAUAUCCAUUCAUUGUCAAUUACCUUAACAUUUAAAUCAUGCGCUUCUAAAUGUGAAUUUAAGGCAUUCAUUCAUUCAUUUAUGCCAAUCUGGUUGUUAUCUUUAGAUAUUGCCUGCAAGUAAGACAAGUUGACAUCUUUUGAACGGCUCCAUGACUGAUGGAAGGAGAUGGGAAGAUAAUUUCAAGAGAUUGAAGGCAGCACUUUUUAAGUUUUAAUAAGCAUUUGUGUGUGCUUUUAUUUGCUCAUAUUAGGCCUAUUUUCCCAAUACAGAAGGAAGAUCCAAUAACAAUUAACCUGUCAAGAUCCAAAAGACAGUAUAAUCAAUCAUCUUAUUAAAUCUGUCUCAGUGGAUCAAAUUGACGUAUUACCCUGUUUUGUUAUGCGAUAUUGUUAUGCCACUACAUUAUUAUGUUUUUCUAAUAAAUAUUUUUCUAAAAUA
This is a messenger RNA of Alosa sapidissima (American shad), 2343 nucleotides long. RefSeq names its product protein kinase, AMP-activated, gamma 3a non-catalytic subunit (gene prkag3a). Lineage: Eukaryota; Metazoa; Chordata; Actinopteri; Clupeiformes; Clupeidae. The record is from RefSeq and is a predicted model, not a curated record. Bases 81 to 1139 code for a protein of 352 amino acids. The transcript is spliced from 10 exons.